This is a messenger RNA of Oldenlandia corymbosa var. corymbosa, 864 nucleotides long. Lineage: Eukaryota; Viridiplantae; Streptophyta; Magnoliopsida; Gentianales; Rubiaceae. The record is from the annotation of a GenBank genome assembly.
AUGUCAUCCGGAGUUGUUGGUUGUACUCAAGUUGCUUCAAAGAGUGUAGAGGGUCGCAUGGAGGCUCAAGUACAGCUCAUGAAGAGUCAAAUUGACUACUUGCAUGAUGCUUUGGCCGAGGUGAAGGAGGCAAACCGAGACUUAUCUCAAUUGCUUUCAAAUCAGCAAGAUAAAGCUAUGGUAAGUUUUGAGAAAAUUGCUGACAAUUUAAGAGUCUUAUGUCAUCGUUUUGAAGUAAAACAAGUACCCUCGUAUGCUGGAAUGUUGCAAGUGUUAUUGCCUUUGUUUUAUGGUUGCCAUGGAGACUAUGAUACUUGGGAAAAGAGCAUAGAGAAUUUGUUUGUGUUGCUUAAUAUAGAGAUAGAGAGUGAGAAUAUAGCCUUAGCUAUAGGUUGUUCUCGUUCUAGUGCUUUGAAUUGGUGGAUGAUAGUUUCAAAUAUCUAUUUACAUCAUUGGUAUCGUAACUUGGAUGAUUGGCAUGAUUUGAGGAAUGCUUUGCGAGAAAGAUAUGCUGGUACUAACACCUUUGAUGAAGCAAAAGUGAAGUUGCUCAAUUGUAAGCAGAAUGGUAAAUCCGUUCAAUCUUACUUUGAGGAGUUAGAAGCCUUCCAUGGAGGUUCUCCUAGUGAGGGGAAUGAGUUAGUCCUUCAUUCUAGAUUUGGAAUGCCAAGUUUACUUUGCAAGCCAAUCAAGGAAGAAAGGAUGGAUCUUGACCACCUAUAUGAUAGGGAGUUGGUUCAAGAGAGCUAUGAUCAAGGCGAUGAGAAUGUCAUUGACUUUGGGGUGCAAACCAAAGGAGAUGAAGACCUCAUGGAAAUAAGUGCUGAAGAGUAUCAAGAGAGUUUGACUCUGUGUGCUCCAUGA